This is a messenger RNA of Episyrphus balteatus (marmalade hoverfly), 2912 nucleotides long. RefSeq lists its product as uncharacterized. Gene Ontology annotation, cellular component: nucleus; transcription regulator complex. The record is from RefSeq and is a predicted model, not a curated record. NCBI's taxonomy places the organism in Eukaryota, Metazoa, Arthropoda, Insecta, Diptera, Syrphidae. The coding region runs from base 92 to 2872 and encodes 926 amino acids. Gene Ontology annotation, biological process: regulation of transcription by RNA polymerase II. The transcript has 3 exons.
GUGUUUUCAUUUAGUUUCGUGAAGUUGUGUUGUGAUUGUGGACGUGUUUGUUGUUAUUAUAUUUUAUUUUUUUUAUAAUAAAAGUAGCAAAAUGAGUGAUAGUGAUUCAGAUUUUUGGAAAUCAUAUUCAGAUGAAUUUAAAAGAAAACUAAUUAUGACAAUAAAAGAACAUCCGAAUUUGUGGGAUAAGAAUACACAAAAAUAUAAAGAAUGGAUAGCUGUCAAAAAAGAAAUGGAUUGUGUUUAUACAAUAAAAGUACUUCAGUCAAUCUGGGUGUCCCUAAUGCAUCGUUAUUUUCGCAAAAUUUUCAUAAGAACCAUCGAACGUAAUUUUGAAGCUCCUACAUGGACGCUUUUUCACGACAUGUCAUUUUUAUACGAACACACUAAAGAAAAAAUUCAAAAAAAACUUGGAGGCAUUUCACCGCCAUUAUUUAAACAAAAAUCAUCUCCUAGCGGCAUUGUUAGACCUCAAUGUCCAUGUUGCAUUUAUGUUGGAUCUAAUCUUAAUUCAGAAAAUGCAAAUUCAAGUAUAUUAGAAUGCAAACAAGUGUCUGAUGAAUUUGAAAAUAUGGAAACCGAUGAAACAGAAAACUUUGAUGAUUCUGAGAUGGUUAAUUCAGUGAAUUCUGUAAAUUCUGUAGUAGAAGAACUCGAUAAACAGUCUAAUGACAGUCGAACAAAUUCAGUAACAUCUCAGCAGAAUGAAGUGUCAGAUACCUUAGAUGAACAACCUGCGCAAAACGAAACAAAUGAAACCUAUGACGAGGUUUAUGAAUUAAUAGAUGAGGCUGAAAAUCGCAUAAAUCCAACACUUAAUCAAGUAGUUACAAACGAUAUCAAUAAGGUCACUGAGGUCACUGGGAUAACGCAUGAACCAGUGAAUACCUUACAAAACGCACUUAUUCUUCAAGACAAGGCUCCUGAAAAUAUAAUUGGCUUGAUUGAGGUCACUGGGAUACCACAAGAGCCAGUUAAUUCCUUAGAAAAGGCACCUACUCAAGACAAGCCCCCUGAUGAAGUCAUUGACUUGAUGGAUGACGAUGAUGAUGAAGUUGCAACAAAUAACCAAUCUACAAGCUUACAACCUCAACCAUCAGCUAUUCCAGCCAAUACAACAACCAACACACCCGUUUUCUAUUCAAUGCAACAACUCUUUAUAAUGCACAACUUACUCGAACCAUUGAAAAUUAAUUCAUUUCGAUCCGUUAAUUCAGCCUUGAAUGGAAGAAGUUCAGCCGAGCUGACACAAUCUCCUCAGCCUGCCAUGGAAACAUUAACUAAUGUUACCAAUGUAACUAAUGGCUUUUCUAUUGUAAGUGAAAAUUCUAACGGCUCACAAAAUUCCAAUGGCACUCAAGGCCCCAUCGAGCCUGUGUUCACGGUAAAUACACUUCGGGCCAUAGAAAGGAAACAGCUUAUUGAUGCUGUCAGGGUGAAUCCCGUCGUCUAUGUCCCUGCCAUGAUGAAAAAAAGAAUGGAGUAUAUCGCUGCAUGGAAUCAGAUAUCUAAAGCAGUGAACAAUGUUCCAGCUCAUACUUUAAAAAACCGUUGGAAAUCAUUAAGAAGUCGUUAUUUAAAAGAACUAGUGUAUGAACGUUAUUCUGACGGAACGAACAAAUCAUCAUGGGAAUGCUUCGAUCAAUUGGAAUUCUUACGUCCUCACAUGCAAGUCGAUAUUGAUGAAAUCCAUUCCACCCGCAAACAAAUACAAGAUACAAUUAGACAAAAAGCUGCUAGUAGUGUAACAUUUGGAACAAAAAAACCUACUCCAGAACCUCAAAUGUCUACAACAGAAACUGUUACGAAGCAUAUAACUCUAACAGAAAAAAUAACGAGUGAAACAUCGGACAAAAAUUUCCUUGAAGGAAGAACAAUCACACAAUUCGGUGAAAGUGAUACGUGUGCGGUAGCUUUUGUAAAUUCACAACAAACUUUGCAAAUUACUUCCGUUGAAAGCGUGAAACUUGGUAUAAAUGUUAGUAAGGAACCGGAAAAAGUCCAACAAGCCAUUGUUGUUGAUCCUGCCACCUUGCCGAUCCUUCAAAAUCGACCUAUCAAAAUAACCGCAGUACAAGCUAUACCAUCGCUUGAUCUUACCAAUGAAGAUGAUGAGAAUGAUGUUAGACAAAGUUCUAAUGAUGAAGCUUCAAAAUUGGGUAAUGAUGAUGUUCCACCGCCUGCUAAGAAAAUACGAAAAAGCUCAGGUUUUGUGGUGAAUAGAACAAACGUGCUAGUAAAUGAAAUACCUACAAGACUGACUCCAUCGCCUGCACCACCUCAAAGACUACCUUCGCCUGCAGUACCACUAGCUCCUAAAAGGGUAUCUUCACCUGCAACACAACCACCUCCUAAAAGGCUACCUUCGCCUGCAGUACCACAAGCUCCUAAAAGUCUACCUUCACCUGAAGCUCCUAUAAGUAUACUCGUACCUUCAACUCCAGCUCCCCGAUUAACUCUAGAUCUUACUGCCGAUGAAGUUCCCACAGUCCCUGCCCCAAUAGCUUUUAAACAGAAGGCUCAAAAGGUUUUCCCACCAUUGGAUUUGACACUCGAUGAUGAUGAUGAAAAUCUUCCGGCUGCUAAACCAAAACCUACACCAACGCCACCUGCCAAACCUAGUUCUACAUCAGAAUUUCAAAAGGCCUUUCUUGAUGCAUUCCUUAACGGAAGGAAAUCUGCAAAUGAAAAUAAAGAAAAGCAUAAAAAGUCAAAUGGUUGCAAAAGUAAAAACGUAAAUGGAAAGACAAAAGAUGAUGAUAAUGUGAUAUGUCUUGAUGAUGAUGAUGAAGAUGAUAAAAAUGAUGAUAAUAAUUCAGUAAGCUCAUAUGAAGAAGUUAUUGUUUACUUGGAAGAAGAGCAAAAAAAAUAAUGCAAAAUGAAACGAAUUUUAAUAAAUAAAAAAAAAUUGU